This is a messenger RNA of Funneliformis caledonium, 168 nucleotides long. The record is from the annotation of a GenBank genome assembly. Lineage: Eukaryota; Fungi; Glomeromycota; Glomeromycetes; Glomerales; Glomeraceae.
AUGACCGCCAAAACAGCCGCAGCAAAAGCCGCAGCAAGACCAAGCCAUAAGAUAACAACAGCUGCAGCAGGACUACAUGAAACCGCAGCAGAACCAAGCCAUAAGACAACAGCUGCAGUAGGAUCAUAUGAGAACGCAGCAGAACGGGGCUUAGCAGAAUCGACCUAA